Parathielavia appendiculata is the source of this 1976-nucleotide messenger RNA. Its product is annotated as PK beta-barrel-protein domain-containing protein-like protein. Bases 158 to 1861 code for a protein of 567 amino acids. NCBI's taxonomy places the organism in Eukaryota, Fungi, Ascomycota, Sordariomycetes, Sordariales, Chaetomiaceae. Gene Ontology annotation, molecular function: oxidoreductase activity; 2 iron, 2 sulfur cluster binding; pyridoxal phosphate binding. The record is from RefSeq and is a predicted model, not a curated record. The transcript has 2 exons.
UUUACCCCGCAGCCAUCCAACAAAUGAAAUGCAAACUCGGGGCUCAAAUUCGACAGGAUUGUGAAAUCAGAACCUCGUGAGAACUUAGGCCACUUUCUUCAAUUGACGUACUAUGAUUUCUGCCCUUCGGGUGUGAUCGUUCCUUUCCGCACCCAGCAUGCCACAUCAAGUGCACGAGGAACCCUUGCCCGGGGUUGACCUCUAUGCGCCCUUUACAAGCGACACCAUUCUCGAAGUCCGCACAGGAAGGAUGAAGCCCCUGCGCGGCCUAACUGUGCAGUCAGGCAUCGAGAAGAUACCGCGCGAUGGGCCGGUGCGUGUGACGGAGCUGGGACUAGAGGGCGAUGAGCACGACCCUACCUUUCAUGGCGGCCUUGACAAGGCCAUUCACGGGUACUGCUCCUCGCACUACCCGACCUGGCGCGCCGAGUUCCCCGCGGCCGCAGAGACCUUCCAGCCCGGCGCCUUCGGCGAGAACCUUGUCACGGCUCACCUGAACGAGCGAAACCUCUGCAUAGGCGACAUCGUCUCCAUCAGGCCCCCGACGUCAACCCAAGAGGACGCCAAUGAGCACAGCGUCCUGCUGCAAGUCAGCCUCCCCCGGCAACCAUGCUUCAAGCUCAACCACCGGUUCCAGCUCAAGAACUUCGCGCCCAACACGUGGAAGACCAGCCGCACGGGCUGGUACUUCCGCGUGCUCCGACCCGGCACCAUCCAAGCGGGCGACACCAUCCGCCUCGUGGAGCGGCGGCAUCCGGGCUGGACCAUCGAGCGCGUGCAAGAGUACCUGCACCGCAACACCUCCGACGCGGCCAUGAACGAGGAGCUGGCGGGAAUCGCCGAGUUUGGGGCCGAGUGCGGGGAUGUGUUCCGCGCGAGGGUGGCGAGGCAACGGACGAGGGACAGGAAAGCGGCAAAAGGACAGCAGAAGUGGAGGGAGUACAGGGUUGUCGAGAGGACAAGGCAGACGUUGAGGGUGAUGGCGUUUGUUUUGGAGGCGGUCUGGCCGGUUGCGGGGGAGGGGGAGGAUUUGGAUCUCCAGCCAGGGGCGCAUGCAAAGAUCAGGCUGGAGAACGGGCUCAUCCGGGCGUACUCGAUUGUGGACGGAGAUCGAAAUCGGUUCCAACUGGGCGUGGCGUUGGACGAGAAGAGCCGAGGCGGGUCGAGGUACCUGCACGACGAGGUCCAGGUCGGACACACGCUGCAGGUGGGCGCCAUCACGAACGCGGUGCCCGCUGCUAGCGCCGCGAGCCACCACGUGUUUGUUGCGGGCGGCGUUGGUAUCACGGCGUUUCUCGCGCUCAUCGAGCAUUACAAGCUUAUCCACUACUCGGUGACACUGCAUUACGCGGUACGCUCGGCCGAAGAAGUACCAUUUCGGGAGCGGUUGGCUAGGCUCGGCGAUGAUGUUGUCAUUUACGACAAGACUGCGGGCCAGCGGCUCGAUAUUCGUCACAUUAUCGAAGACCUGCCGUGGAACUCGCAGCUAUACUUUUGCGGUCCAAAGCGGCUCAUGGACGAGGCCGCCCGAGAGACAAAGGCACACGGCAUUGCCGAAAAAGAGGUGCACUUUGAGGCCUUCGAGGCCGAUGUAUCGGGGGACCCUUUCGAGGUGGUUGUGGCCAAUAAGGGUGGUAAGACCAUCAAAGUGGGCGAAGAGGAAACCCUCCUUGAAUGCCUACAGAAGUGGUUCGACGACGUGGAUUCGAGCUGCUCCGUCGGCAACUGCGGUACAUGCCGCGUCAGCCUCAAGGAUGGGCGGGUAAACCACCGUGGCACAGCGCUGACGGAGGAGGAGAAGGCCACGUCCAUGCUGGCGUGCGUCAGCCGUGGCAUCGGACGUAUCACCAUUGAGAUAUGAGCUGGUAGAGACAGGCUCAUGGAUCCUGCACAAUACCCUACGAUAUCCUCCCGAAGGAUUGUAUGGGCAAGUUGUACCGUGGCUAUUCUUAGACAAAUGCUCCACGACACCACCG